CAACUGUUUACAAGUUGUCAUGCACUAGUCUCGUAUGGCAAAUUGUCAAAUACCAUUUCCACUAUGACAGCAAGGCAGUAUGACACUGAUUUGACAUGAAACAUGGCAACUCCAAAGAGGCAGUUUUCAAGAUCUUUAUCCAACAACAAAUGGAUGAAACUGUGGAAAAAAUGGCAGAGGAAAGAUGUUGUUGUUGUCAAUGAACAUCACCGUCGUUACAGAGCUCUGGAGUGUAUCAGAGAGGGAAUUCAGGACUUGUUUGACAAACAUCCAGAACUUGGGGUUAAGGACCAACUGAAAGAAGAAGACUUUUGCCAUAUUCACAGCAAAACAAUCAAAACUCAUCAAGGAAAGAAAUUUAAAUUCCGGAGUUAUGCUAGUUCUGUAUUUUCCUGCAUCAGAAGAGCCGUCUCGGUGUCUGACAAGGAUUUCCUGUCGUCAGUUGCUCCAGAUGACUUGGAUUAUAUGGAAUUUUUCAGUAAUUCCAGAAGUGGACAGGAUUUCUUUCUCAGUAAUGAUCAGCAGUUUAUCCUGAAAACUGACAAGAAAUACCAUUUGGAAUUCUUCAUGUCAAUUCUUGGUGACUAUCUGGAGCAUUUUCAGAGAUACCCACACUCACUCAUUGUCAAAUUCCUAGGACUGUAUUCUAUAAAUGUAUCUGGGCAACCCAAGAUGUAUUUCCUUGUGAUGCAAAAUGUGUUCUUUCCCGUGGAAAGAAUCGAGUCAAGGUUUGAUUUGAAAGGAUGUCUGGCUGGCAGGUAUCAAAAGCCCUACACAGAAGAAAAGGGAAGUCUCCAUGUUCUGAAGGAUCAGAAUUUUUAUCACGAGACGAUAAACCUAGGAGGUCAGCGAGACUGGUUCCUGAGACAGCUACGCCAUGACGUUAAUUUUCUGCGGGAAUUAGGUGUACAGGAUUAUAGUCUGCUUCUUGGUCGUCAUGAACUCCACACUGACGAUCAGCAGACGUCAUUUGGAAAUCUAGUGUACAGGAUGAGAAAAUCUUUUGCUAAAAAGAAAUCCUCCUCAAUCUUGGACACGUCUCAUCUGCAUAAUCAAGUCCACCCCUCAGAUACCAUCCCCGAAGAACACGAAUCCCCCCGCCGCACUCGUCACAAGGAUCUCAACAGAGCCUUCGCAGCAAUCAAACCAACUACGACAUCCACAAGUUUAGGCAGCUUGCUAGAUUCCUCAUCUCUAGACAUGGACGAAUCAGCAAAUAGAAGACUUUUACUAGAAUGCAAGAACCCUUUGCAUGUAAUUGAUGGAUCAUGUGAGAGGUACUACAUGGGCAUCAUUGACUUUUUUACCCAGUACGAGUGUAAACAGAGAGUCGCUCGGGUUCUGAAGGUGUGUAAGAAUUGUUCGUGUGAUCACUCUACGGUUCCGCCGGACAUUUACGCCGAGAGAUUUCUGAGAUUUAUUGAAGAGAGGACUAUUUAAUUUAAUUGGUUAAUAGUAGAUUUUACCAUAUGGUAUGUUAUAUUUCUAUGCACUAACAAAAAAUUCUCUUUAUGAUGCUGUAGGUAUGUUUACAUGCAGGGAUAGGGGUUGAUUUAACUAUUUGAUAGUGUAUUUUGGAAGUGCACAUUCCUGAUAUGAAAUACUUUGCUCAACUAAUCAGUGUUGUUGUAGAUGUUUAAGGAACACAUGUUUUAAUACUAGUAUUAUUUUCCUUAUAUAUUUCUGUACCAGUACUUGACUGCUAAAAAAAAUUUCUUUUCUCAUACACUGUGUCAUUCACCAAGUAGGCAUAGCAAUCUGGUUAAACAAAGCAAUCAAUUUAAAGUUGGUAUUUCCAAUACAUGUUUUGUUUUUAAAAUGGAUAUUUUUUGCAAAUGAGAUUAAUUAAAC
Saccostrea cuccullata (small rock oyster) is the source of this 1851-nucleotide messenger RNA. RefSeq names its product phosphatidylinositol 4-phosphate 5-kinase-like protein 1. Gene Ontology annotation, cellular component: plasma membrane. NCBI's taxonomy places the organism in Eukaryota, Metazoa, Mollusca, Bivalvia, Ostreida, Ostreidae. Gene Ontology annotation, biological process: phosphatidylinositol phosphate biosynthetic process. The record is from RefSeq and is a predicted model, not a curated record. The transcript is spliced from 10 exons. Gene Ontology annotation, molecular function: 1-phosphatidylinositol-4-phosphate 5-kinase activity. The coding region runs from base 103 to 1440 and encodes 445 amino acids.